AUGGGUGACAAACUACCAGGAAACGCGAAUUGGAUGUCACGUUUACCCGAGGAACUGCUAGAUGUACCGCUGUGGAACUUGGCUAUUCCGGGCAGCCAUGACAGCAUGUCUUUCUGUUUGGACACGUCCUCACCUGUCGUUGAGUCAGAGUCGUGGUUCCUCAAGGUGAUGGACAGACUUGCUCCCUGCUGUACGCGGCCUUGCGUGCUCCGUUGGGCCACCACGCAGCAAACUGUCCUUAGUAGUCAGUGUGAACUUGGGGUUCGCUUUUUGGACAUGCGGAUUGCCAAGAAGCCAAAAGAGUGCAGCAAGUUGUUCUUUGCCCAUGGUAUAUACACGUGGAUUACUGUAAAGCAGGAGGCACUGGAUGAACUGGCUGCCUGGUUGGAUGCACACCCUAAAGAGAUUGUUAUUAUCUGCUGCUCACAUUUCAGUUGUCUAAGCCUUAGUGACCACACACAAUUUGUAGACUACAUUAUUUCACUGUUUGGACCAAAGCUUUGUUCAUCACAGGAUUGUGCCACCUUACGAUCCUGUUGGUCCAGACAUCAACAAAUAAUUGUUUCUUAUGACAACCAAGAUAUGGUUAACAAUCAUCCUCAACUGUGGACCGACAUACCUUACUGGUAUGCUGACAGCACUGAUCCAAAGAAGGUGAUUGCCUACUUGGAGGCUCAGAAGCAUGCAGGAAGACCAUCUUGUUUUUUUGUCAGUGGCCUUAAUCUGACUGAGACUGUUCCAUUCGUCCUCCUUCAUCCCUUUGAAAACAUGAGGAAGAUCACCACAAAGGCCCUAACUGUGCUGCUUGGCUGGGUGAGAGAACAACAGCCAGGACCUGAGGUAGAUGGUGUCAACAUCAUCUGCUGUGACUUUGUGGGCGCCUCCAACUUCUGUGAUUGUGUGAUUAGACUCAACUACAAAGGGCGGUGUUGA
Molecule: messenger RNA, 933 nt
Organism: Nerophis lumbriciformis (worm pipefish)
Lineage: Eukaryota; Metazoa; Chordata; Actinopteri; Syngnathiformes; Syngnathidae
Source: RefSeq, a predicted model, not a curated record